Dunckerocampus dactyliophorus (ringed pipefish) is the source of this 3269-nucleotide messenger RNA. RefSeq names its product regulator of G protein signaling 11 (gene rgs11). Gene Ontology annotation, biological process: regulation of G protein-coupled receptor signaling pathway; intracellular signal transduction; G protein-coupled receptor signaling pathway. The record is from RefSeq and is a predicted model, not a curated record. The coding region runs from base 95 to 1498 and encodes 467 amino acids. The transcript is spliced from 17 exons. Lineage: Eukaryota; Metazoa; Chordata; Actinopteri; Syngnathiformes; Syngnathidae.
GUGCACGCUGUUUGUGCGCGCUCCCGCCGCCACUUCGCCCCACUGUCACACUUUGUAUCGUCCCGUCGAGUGGAAACGUCCCACAACACGCAAGAUGACCAUCAACACCCUGGCGAGAGGAGGCUGGCACCGGGAACAAAUGACAUGCUUCCGCAAGAUGGAGAAAGUGAUUGUGGCCAUGCAGGACCCCGACAUGGGCGUCAAGAUGAGGAACCAGAGGCUCCUUAUAACUGUCAUACCGCACGCCAUGACAGGCCGUGACGUCAUUGAGUGGCUCGUCCACAAAUACAACAUAUGUGAAGAAGAGGCUCUGCAUCUUGGUGGUAUGAUGGUAAGGUAUGGCUACAUGUACCCUCUCAAGGAGCCACGAUCCCUUGUGCUGCACCCCGAUGAAUCACCCUACCGCUUCCAGACGCCUUACUUCUGGACCAGCACUCGGUGGCCUGCCUCUGAGCUGGACUAUGCAAUCUACCUGGCUAAAAAGAACAUCAGAAAACAGGGAGAGCUGAUGGAAUAUGAAAAGGAGCGGUACAGUCUGCUGCACAAGAGGAUCAACCACACCUGGGACUUUGUCGUGAUGCAAGCCAGAGAGCAACUCAGAGCAUCCAAACAAAGGCGAAAGGCUGACCGUAUUGUUCUCGAGUGUCAGGAGCAGGCGUACUGGCUCAUCAACAGACCCCCGCCCGGGGUGCAUAAUGUGCUCGACAUGGGCCUUGAAAGACCAAAAAACUACAAUUUACAAGUUGUACUGAAUAGUGAUUACUACAAAAGAGAGAUUCAUACGUGCAGAAGGGCCCUGGGAAGAAAUCGUGUCAAGUCAUCCAUCUGCCUGGAAGGUUUUUUGAAAUUCAGCGAGCAGUACCAGAACCACGAUCCCAUUAUGCAGGGCUGUCUUCCCAGUAACCCCUGGAUCUCUGAUGACACUGCACUUUGGAGCAUGAAUGCAGAAAUGGUGCCCGUCCCGACUCGUCUUCGCGUGGAACGUUGGAGCUUCAGCUUCAUGGAACUUCUCAACGACACCAUGGGGCGGCGUGAAUUCAUGACUUACCUGGAGAAAGAGUUCAGCGCGGAGAACUUGUGCUUCUGGCAGGCCUGUGAGGACAUCAGACACGGAGAAAGCUCCAAGAUUGUAGAGAAGGUGGAAGAAAUAUACAAAAACUUCUUGGCACCCGGAGCGGCACGCUGGGUGAACAUUGACAGCAAAACCAUGGAUAAGACCUUAGAGGGCAUCAAACACCCACAUCGCUUCGUCAUGGACGACGCGCAAAUUCACAUCUACUUCCUCAUGAAGAAGGACUCUUAUCCCCGAUAUCUCAAAUCUGAUCUUUACAAGAACAUGCUGGCCAGAGCCAUUGUUCCGCAGGAGACGAAGAAAAGCGUGUUCCCCUUCAUGAGGAAACAACGGCACUCCAGCCCCUCCCCCGCUCAGGCUGCCAGCCACGAAGAUGGGCAUGCCAAAGCGUCUGGGCAGGCAGGUACCAGCUCUGCGGCCGUCUGAUCCCAAAAAAAAAAAGGUCACCCUCGUGACAAUCAGUUUAUUCAGUCAAACUAUGCAACAGCUAAAGCUUCUCUGUCUUUGUGAACCUCCUGGAAUAAAUAAAUAAAUAACAUAUAUACAGCGCACAUAGCGAUGCACCUCAGCAAGCAUCAAAUUGUAUUCCCGAAGCACCAGCAGUUUGCAAAAGAGCUUUUAGUGCAACAGCAACAUCCUGCAGAGUAUUCAUUGUGAGUCCACAUCCUGUUUCAGUCCUAAAAUGUUUGAUAUCGACUCCUGAUUCAUUUGUCUCCAUUCAUUUUAUAACCGUCACACUCAUUUUGUGUGAUGCGGUUGUUCCUCGGGCAGUAGAGGUCAGCAUUCCGUGAUUUACAUGUUUUCGCAGCAUGUUUGUUUGCUUUAGCGUUUAAUUGAGGGCCUUUUCCAGCGAGGGCCACACAGUGAAAAAUGAAAGGAUGCAAGGGCCACUUUGAUAUUUUGUAAAGCAACACAUGGAGAUAUGCUAAGACGAAGAAAAAAAUGCAUCUCAGCUUGAAAAAGCAAAUUAUUAGUAUGAACUUCACUCUUUGUUUGCCCAUUUUUACUGUUGUUGUUGGGCUUUUUUUUUCCCACAUUUUUCAACUUUUUUCUUAAAUAAUCUUCGGUAAUUUUCUUUUCGUACUCAUGACUUUAUUGUCAUAAAAUUAUAACUUUUACCCCGACGCAAUUUUCCAGAAAUUACCAUUUUAUUUUGUUUUUUUUUUUUCUCAUAAUUUUACUACCUUUUACAAAAUAACAUUUUUAUUAUUAAUGUGUUAAUAUUUCCACUCUAUGCUACUAAAAUGACAUUAUUUACCCUCAUAAUAUUACAAGUUUAUUCUUGUAAAAUUGUGACUUUUUUGUCCUUUUUUCCUCUUAAUAUUUACACUUUAUUUUUGUAAAAUUCCAUCUGUUUUUUUUCCAUUUCUGCUGUUGUCGUUCUUUUAAAUUUUCCAACAAUUUCAACUUUCUUCGUGUCAAUUUUCUUCUUGUAAUUAUGACUUUAUUUUCAUAAUAUUUUGACUUUAUUCUCGUAACAUUAUAACUUUUUCCGCAACCUAAUUUUUUGAAAAUUACAAUUUGAUUUUGUUUUGUUUGUUGCUUAUAAUAUUACAUUUCUUUCAUAUUUCAGCUUUAUGUUACUAAAAUGACAUUUUCCUCAAAAUAUUAGUUUACUCUUGUAAAAAAAAAAAAAAAAACAUCUCAUAAGAAUACAAAUUUUUCUUUUAACAUGUUGAUUUAUUCACGUAAUACUCCAGCUGUUUUUUCAUUUCUGCUGCUGCUAUUUUAGCUUUCUUCUCAUACAUUUUCUCCCUGUGGUUAUGACUUUAUUCCCAUAAUAUUUUGACUUUAUUCUCGUAACGUUACAACUCUUUCCGCUACCUGAUUUUUCACAAAUAUUUCUCAUAAUAUUACAACUUUUACAAAAUAAUGUCUUUUUUCUUGAGUAUUUCACUACUAAAAUGACAUUAUUUUUCAUCAUAAUUUUGCAUCAUUAUUCUCUUCAAAUUACGACUUUUAUCAUUAGAUUACAAUAUUUUUUUCUCUUAAUAUUUUUUACUUUAUUAUUUUAAAAUUACAGCUGAUUUGUCCCUUUUUGCUGUUUUUUUAUGUUAAAUUAUAUCUUCAGAAUGUGCUGUGGGCCAAAUUUACUGGUUUAAUUGCUGUUUUUGUUCAUCCCGUGCUGGAGUUGCUGACUGCGACCACUGUCAUAUUUGCUUGAGCAUGUUUGCAUCGCAAUAAAACAUCAACAUUC